Messenger RNA from Prunus dulcis (almond), 739 nucleotides. RefSeq lists its product as uncharacterized. Gene Ontology annotation, molecular function: DNA-binding transcription factor activity; sequence-specific DNA binding; protein dimerization activity. Gene Ontology annotation, biological process: regulation of DNA-templated transcription. Gene Ontology annotation, cellular component: nucleus. The record is from RefSeq and is a predicted model, not a curated record. The transcript is spliced from 4 exons. Lineage: Eukaryota; Viridiplantae; Streptophyta; Magnoliopsida; Rosales; Rosaceae. The coding region runs from base 114 to 575 and encodes 153 amino acids.
CCCUCUUUAAAAGCCCUCCGUAGUAAGAAGAAUGAGAGGCUAGGACAAGAGAGACAAGAAACAAGAAGAAAUAGAAAAAGCAGAGCAAAAAAGAAGAGGGUGUGUGAAGAAGCAUGAGUUCCGGAGACCGAAAGAAAGCAGUUCUUUAUCAUCAAUUGCAACAACUUCGGGCUGCCACCAAUUCCAAUGCGCUGAACAAAGCUUCAAUUAUUGUUGAUGCAUCCAAUUAUAUCAAGGAGUUGAAGCAAAAAGUGGACACACUCAGGCAAGGCGUUGGAACUUCGACUACCCCAAAUCCAUCACCAGCGGUUACAGUGGAAACCUUAGAAAGGGGUUUCCUUAUUAAUGUGUUGUCGGACAAGAACUCCCCUGGUUUGCUCGUCUCUAUUCUCGAAGCCUUUGAGGAGCUGGGCCUCGAUGUUCUUGAUGCUAGGGUUUCUUGUUCAGACACCUUCCAACUAGAAGCAGUCGGAGGAGAAAACCAGGGGCAAGCGGAUAGUAUAGAUGCUCACGUGGUGAAACAAGCAGUCUUGCAAGCUAUUCAGAACUGGAGCCAAAGCAGUGAGCAAGAUUGAUGUAAAUUGAUAUACAUAUUGUAUCUUUGUUGCACCUUCUACCCACCCCUCUCUUUCUCUGUCCUGGCUCCUAGCUGUUCCUCUAUAUGGGUCUAGUGCCACGAAACUAUCAAUGAACUAGUGUUCAAAUCUUCUCCUCUAAUGUUACAUCUGCUACUGAUCAA